AUGACACCGUCUUUGCUUCCCUUUACCAAUGUAAAGGUGCUACUGCACGUACGUGAGAGUGUUUUUGGGGAUGGUGGCGAUCGUACGAAGCAUUACGCAAAGAAAGCCCUUCGUAAGCUCGGUGCCUCUUUGACACUAUCGGAAUGUACGGCGGAUUUAAUUGUGUUUCACUGCGGGAGUGAAUCGCUCCUUGAGAAUGCAACAGCGCAUGGAAAGACGAUAGUUACGCCGGCGUACCUGCAAGAGUGUGUAAAACGCAUGGAGCGGCUGCCAGUUGAAGGCUUUCUCGUCCGUCCACGCAUGGCCCCAGCGCAAAGGAAGGAGGCCAAAAGGACGGGGUGCAUCGGGGGCGGUCCACAGGAGGAGCGGCCGACAGUCAUGACGUCCACGGGACUGUCAACUAUCCCGUACCUUGAUGACGUGGCGGAGGCAGAGGUUGAGAAGGAUGGGGCCUCCCAUGUAAAAGGCUCCGAGAGGCAAGACGGAGCCACCGCAAGACCGACGGCCGUGUCCUCUGUUAUUGAUUACGAUGAUGAUGCCGAUGGCAUGGGAGUACUGGUACGUGAAAACAGUUUUCGCAGCGCAGGAAGACGUAGGGAGAUGCCGUUACAGCCAGACGAUUGCAACAGCAGUGGUAGCCCCCUCGUCCAUGUGGGCGCAUCAACCACACCCUUCAAGGAGGCGGUGAAAAGCACGCAUAGAGGCAUAAUGCAAAGUACCAGCAGCAAAGAAAUAAAUCUCGGCGUGGAUAGUACGAAGGAUCCCUCGGCCCUGCCUUGUAUGGGCGCACGAAGGAAGGCUUUGGGUGGCACGAUGCCUGCUGGAAGGGCCGCCGUGUCAUCAUCAUCAUCAUCAUCAUUACCCACGGCGACUGUUAAGAGACGCGCGACGAAUUCAACGGACGAAAUACCGGCAGUGCAGCGAAAACGUGACUGGUGUUUCACAGAUAGUGCUAGCGACGAGCACGUGACUGGGGUGCCGAGUAAAAAGAGAAACAAGACGCAGGAGCGAAAGACAGUGUCCGGGACACAUGAAGAGGGGGCGACACAGCUCACGAUGGCCUUCACGGACACUUGCCUCAUCACUCCAUUGUUUGCUUCGGAGCCGGCUGCGAAGAGCAUCACUCGUCAUGGUGUGACGCACCUCCGUCCUUCCACGUCGCCCCCACAGCUCCGUGUUGCAGUGGCUGGGGAUGAUGAUGACGGUAUUCAGUUUCUAUGCGAUAUUGUUGAGCAGCUGGGCGGCGUCUGUGUACCACGUGUGUUUGGUCGUGUGAGGAAGCCGACGCAUCUUGUUUUGGAAGGACGUGGGGAGUUGACACCGAUGGUGCUGCUUGCCAAGGCGCUGGGUAUUCCUGUACUGACACCGCAGUGGCUCUACGAUGCCAUUGGCUUGGGGGCAUUCCCAAAGAUUAUCCGUGCGCAUCUGCAUCCCAUUUACUUCACUCAUGUCACCAACAGUGACGACGCCACUUGUAGCGGCGGUGGGAGUGGUAAAGAAGAAAAUGAUGAGAAGGGAGGAAGAUCUGGUGCUACACCAAUGCAUUCCCUGCGGAAGGAUGCGGGCGUUGAAAAGGGCCUUGUCGGUCUCUUUGAGCAUGACGUUGGCCCCUAUUACAAGCCUAUCUUUCUUGGGAUGGUGGUUGCCCUUGUCAGCCACUCGCCCCUUGCCCACGCUGAUCAAUUCAUGGAGCUGGUGCGUAUUUUGGGUGGAUUUGUCUCACGCAGCGCGUUGAGUCUAAAUCUGUCCGUCAUUGUUGAUCUUAGAUGUGGUGCCGCCGCCUCGGACGAUCAGGCACUAAAGGAGGAGCAAGAAGAUGUGGGAAUAGCGGCGGACGUCAAAAGACGAAACCCGCGGCGAGGGGUUUUGCGCCGUGCGAAAGCGGGGUCUGCAUCUGAGACGCAGUCGAACCCCAUGAAGUACCGAACUGCGUUGAGUGACGGCCGCAAUGCGUCACGGCAUGACUCGCAUGAUGUUCUGCAGCGUCUCUUGGCGCAGCGGCGUCAACACGAUUUGCCUGCUGUCCCUGUUGUGUCGGUGGAGUGGAUUAUUCAAUGCAUCCUUCUCGGCCAGGUCACCGAGACAGCCCCGUUUGAAGUGGCAGUGAGCGGAAGGGAACGAGUCGGUGGGGUGGAGAUGGACCAUUCGAUUGAGAAGAAGCACACAGAGGAAAAAUACGUCAUUGCCAUGACACCACCGAGACAGACAAUGUGGAUUGAGAGUGACAAGAGGAGCGAGACGGGCCGCCGUCACAUCACGAUCCCGCGACAACCGCAUGUUGUUACCAGCCCGUUCGCAAAGACGUCUGAGGGGCCAAGCAGCGCGAUGAAGUGUGCAGAACAGCAGUUAAGCACACAGCAACUGUUGCUCUCUUUGGACAGUGAGGAUGAGUGA
This is a messenger RNA of Trypanosoma cruzi, 2394 nucleotides long. RefSeq lists its product as uncharacterized. Gene Ontology annotation, biological process: DNA replication initiation; mitotic G2 DNA damage checkpoint signaling; mitotic DNA replication checkpoint signaling. NCBI's taxonomy places the organism in Eukaryota, Euglenozoa, Kinetoplastea, Trypanosomatida, Trypanosomatidae. The record is from RefSeq and is a predicted model, not a curated record. Bases 1 to 2394 code for a protein of 797 amino acids. The transcript has a single exon.